UGAACCUCCUCCUCAAGCCUACCUCCUCACUGACAGCGCCAUGAAGGUCUCCAGAGCUGUUCUGACCCUGGUCCUUAUCGCUGCAGCCCUCUGCUGUCAAGUCUAUGCUUCGCCUGAUGGUCCUGGCACACCAACAACCUGCUGCUUUGACUUCACCAGUAAGAGGAUCCCUUCAAAGCUGGUGGUGAGCUAUGGGACCACCAGCAGCAGAUGUGCCAAGGAAGGUGUGAUCUUUACCACAAAACAAGGCUACAACAUCUGUGCCAACCCAAAGGAGCAGUGGGUACAACAUGUUAUGAAGCAAGUAGACAGCAAGAAAGCCAAGCCCCAGAGUCCAUGAAGGCCACUUCUACUUCCUCUUGCCACUGCCUGCUUAGAGACUGAAGCAGGAUAGAAGGAUAAUUUAUUUCCCUCCCACUUCCCACAGCUGCUCUGUGUAACAUUUUAUUAUAAUUUAAAUAUGUUUUGUCUUAUUUAAAUUAUUGUUGUUUAACUUCAUGUGUCACAAGAAUUUGUGCUGAAAUUAUGAUUAUUUUUUGUAACCCACUCUUGGGCCAGCACUUCACCUCUGUGCCUUAACUUUCUCAUCUGUAAAAUGGAUGAGGCUCCAUUCCUCUCCUCUCUCUUCAUAAAGAAUUGUAUUAAAAAUCCAUGUGAAAGUUAUUUGAGCCUUUUACAGGGAAGUCACUCCCUUAACCCAAGAUAUUGGUGAUGAAUGUUAUUAUGGAAAACAAUACUACACUACGGCUAUUGAGUUUCUGUGGACAAAUAUAUUUUUGUUUAAGAAA
Molecule: messenger RNA, 788 nt
Organism: Trichosurus vulpecula (common brushtail)
Lineage: Eukaryota; Metazoa; Chordata; Mammalia; Diprotodontia; Phalangeridae
Product: C-C motif chemokine 3-like
Exons: 3
Coding region: 41-340 (99 amino acids)
Biological process (GO): cellular response to type II interferon; positive regulation of ERK1 and ERK2 cascade; monocyte chemotaxis
Cellular component (GO): extracellular region
Molecular function (GO): CCR chemokine receptor binding; chemokine activity
Source: RefSeq, a predicted model, not a curated record